UUGAUUAUAUGUAUUGACAAGAUCAAGUUGCCAUCUGGAUCGAAGAAGAUUGUCCCGAGUGGAUGCAGGGCCAUGAUUGGUCAAGUUGCUGGUGGUGGAAGAACAGAGAAGCCGAUGCUCAAGGCAGGAAACGCGUACCACAAGUACCGUGCGAAGAGGAACUCAUGGCCUAAGGUUCGUGGUGUGGCUAUGAAUCCAGUGGAGCAUCCUCAUGGAGGAGGUAACCAUCAGCACAUUGGUCACGCGAGUACGGUUAGGCGUGAUGCACCACCAGGACAGAAGGUUGGUCUUAUUGCUGCUAGGAGAACUGGUCGUCUAAGAGGUCAAGCUGCUGCUUCUGCUGCCAAGGCUGACUAGAUUUUCAUUAAGAUAUAUAUUUGUUUGAGUUUUGCUGGUGUUUCCUUUUGGUCUUUGGUUGCGUUCUUAAAAUCUUUGUCUAGAGUCUGUUUCUCUCUAUCGAUGCUUAUAUUAUGCAUUUGCAAAUUUCAUUUCCCAAA
Molecule: messenger RNA, 497 nt
Organism: Brassica napus (rape)
Lineage: Eukaryota; Viridiplantae; Streptophyta; Magnoliopsida; Brassicales; Brassicaceae
Product: 60S ribosomal protein L8-1-like
Exons: 1
Coding region: 73-357 (94 amino acids)
Biological process (GO): cytoplasmic translation
Cellular component (GO): ribosome; cytosolic large ribosomal subunit
Molecular function (GO): RNA binding; structural constituent of ribosome
Source: RefSeq, a predicted model, not a curated record